AUGUUGACUCUUAAACAAUACUUUAAGAAAAAGGAUAAAUUACAACAACAACAAUUUGAUGAACAAAGAAAGAAAUAUGGAAAAGGAAAUAUUUUUAAAGGUGUUGCUGUUUGGAUUACUGGAAGAACACAUCCUUCAGCAUCAAUUUUACGCUCUUUAAUUCUUCAAAAUGGUGGAAAAUAUUUAAUGAAAUAUUCUUCAUCUGAAGUUACUCAUAUUAUUGCAGCUCAAUUAUCAUAUCAACAUCAAAUUCAAUUUGAAAAAAAGAUUGUUGUUCAUCCAAAUUGGAUAAUAGAUUCUAUUAAAUAUGGAACAUUACAAGCAAUAACUAAUUAUAGUCUUCAAAAAAUGAAUAAGAAACAACAACAACAAAGUGAUUUAGAUUGUACUGAUCCAAAUUUUCUUGAUAAAUAUUAUUUAAGUUCAAGACUUCAUCAUAUUUCUUUAUGGAAAACAAUAUUUUCAGAUUUUCUUUCAGAAAAAGUUGAAGGAAUUAAAUCAAAUUAUUCUAAAAUUAUGCACGUUGAUAUUGACUCAUUCUUUGCUUCUGUUACAAUUUCUAAACAUACUGAAUUACAAGGAAAACCUGUAGUUGUAUCACAUGGUGGAAAUAAUGCAGAUGUUUCUAGUUGUAAUUAUGAAGCAAGAAAAUAUGGAAUAAAAAAUGGGAUGUGGUUAAAACAAGCAUAUAAUCUUUGUCCACAAUUAAUUGUUGUUGGAUAUGAUUUUGAUGAAUAUGAAAAAGCUGCAUUAAAAAUGUAUGAAAUAUUAAUAAAAUAUUUUCAUAAUAUUGAAGUAUUGAGUUGUGAUGAAUGUAUUAUAGAUAUUUCUUCUGUUCCUGAACCUAUUGAUAUUUUUUUACAACAAGUUAGAACAGAAAUUAAAGAAACAAUUCAUUCUGGAGUAAGUUUUGGAAUUGGAAUAAAUCCUCUUACAGCACGUCUAGCAAUGAAAAAAGCCAAACCCGAUGGAAUAUACUAUUUACUAUCAAAUAUUGAAGAAUUUAUUUCUACAAUAAAAAUAGCAGAACUUCCAGGUUUUGGUUAUUCUCUUUCAGAAAAGUGUAAAAUAAUUGGGGUUUAUACAUGUGGAGAUAUUUCAUUAAUUUCAAAAGAAGUAUUAGAAAAACAAAUAGGAGAGAAAAAUACUCUUAAAUUAAUUGAAAUGAGUAAAGGAAUUGAUAGUACUCAAUUUGAGAAUAAAAAAGAAAAGCAAAGUGUUGGAAUAUCAAUAAAUUGGGGAAUUAGAUUUGAGAAUGAAGAUGAUGCUAAACAAUUUAUUUUUAGAAUGUGUUGUGAAGUAGAAAAACGAUUACAUAAAUCCAAUGUUAUGGGAACUUUAAUGACUAUGCAAAUAAUGACAAGAAAAGAAGGAAGUGGAGAAGCAAUUAAAUAUAAAGGACAUGGCAUUGUUAAUAUGCAAUCUAAGAGUAUUACUAUUUGUGAAACUCAAAACUCAGCAAUUCUUAAUAAAAGUGCAAUAAUUUUAUGGAAUCAAUUUCAAAUUCCAAUAAAAGAUUUAAGAGGAAUUUCUAUUCAAAUAAGUAAAUUACAUUCUAUUCAACCAGUUCAAAUAAAAGAAUCAAAAAUAUUUCAACAAAUUCUUUUAGCAAAACAACGAGAAGAAAAAUAUACAAAAAUAAAACAAAAUGAAAAGAAUAAAUUUGUUGAAUUACCAAGUGCAUCUCAAAUUGAUAUAUCUGUUUUAAAUGCACUUCCAAAUGAUGUUAAAAAUGAACUUAUUCAAUAUUAUUCAAAAUAUUAUAAUAUUUAUAAUAAUCCAAAAAUUUCAUUUGCUAAUGAUAAAAUUCAAAUAGAAAAAUUAGAUGAAAGAAUUGAAGAAAUUGAAUUAUUUGAAAUAGAAAAUACUAAAGAAUUAAUUAAUAUUUUAAUAUCUUAUUUAAAAUCAAGAAAAGAAAUUAAUUUCUUUCAUAUUGAAAUAAUAUUACAAUACCUUAAAAUAUUAUUAAAACAUCAAUAUUAUAAAGAAUUUCAAAUAAUUAUUAAAACACUUUUACUAUCAUUAGAAAAUCCUCGUUUUAAUGAUUUUAAAGAAAUUUUAGAACAUUAUGCAGAAAAAAUGUAUAACGAAUCAUUCUCAAAAUUUAUUCAUUCAUUUUCUCAAUAA
Messenger RNA from Entamoeba nuttalli P19, 2127 nucleotides. RefSeq names its product deoxycytidyl transferase, putative. Lineage: Eukaryota; Evosea; Mastigamoebida; Endamoebidae. The transcript has 2 exons. Gene Ontology annotation, cellular component: nucleus. Bases 1 to 2127 code for a protein of 708 amino acids. Gene Ontology annotation, molecular function: DNA-directed DNA polymerase activity; deoxycytidyl transferase activity; damaged DNA binding. The record is from RefSeq and is a predicted model, not a curated record. Gene Ontology annotation, biological process: error-free translesion synthesis; error-prone translesion synthesis.